UCUCUCUCUCUCUCUCUCUCUCCACUGCUUCCUUAUCUCUCUUUUCCCAAAGGUUUGGUACAAUCCAAAGAACCAAAAUUUAGAAAAGUGAGAGAAAAACCAGACACUGGUUCUGAUCCGUUUAUCAAGGUUGAACAAAAAAAUCAUUGGAGUUAUGGGCACCCAUCAGCAGGAAAAGACCAGAGAAAAAGCUGUAGGAACCAGGCAUGAAGAAGAGAGGCUAAAAGUGGGAGGAAUUGGAAAAGAAUUAAGGCAAGCAGCAGCAAAGCAAGUGCAGCAACCAAGUACAGCUCCUGCCUCACCACCUUCAGCUUCCGCCUCUCCCUCUCAUGAAUUCUCCUUCACAAUCUCUCAACAGUCUUCUUCCACAUCAAUCCCUGAUCAUCAUAACAAGGCCAAAUCCACCCCAUCUUCUUUUGCUAUUGAUUUGUCCCCUGCAGAUGACAUUUUCUUCCAUGGCCACUUGCUUCCUCUCCAAUUGCUCUCUCACCUUCCUGUCUCUCCUCGCUCAUCAACCAACUCCCUGGACAGCUUCACUCUUUCCAUCAAAGACUUAUCAGAUGAUUAUCAGAGACCAACCAAAGAAAGCAGCAACAAUGCUAACAACUGCAGCACCAGCAUUGGCAGCAACAAGAAUAUCAUCAACAACAAGAACAACAGCUGCAGCAGCAUAAACCAGAGAAGCCCACAUCACAGCAACAAAAGUGAGGCAAGGGGAAGAACAAAGUCCAAGUCUUUCUCAUUAUUCGGGUUACCGAAAUGGCGAAAAGAUUGUGAAGACAGAGAAAAAGAAGACAAGGAGAUGAAGCACAAGAGGAAGAUGAGGUUUGAUGUGAGCCAUAUACUAAAGAGGUAUGUGAGAAUGGUCAGGCCACUAUUGUUAUUCAGAGGAAGAAAAGAGAAGGGCCAAUUCCGGAGGCAACCUUAUUCAUUUUCGGGCAAUCUAAGUUUGAGAAAUAAGCAUGAGCUGAGAGGAAGGAGAGGAGAGCUUUCAGCCCCAGCAUCAAUGAGAACAUCUCCAACAAAUAGUGGCCUUCUUGUUGCAACAUCAGCAACUAAUCUUCCUUCUUCCACCAUUGACAGCACCAUGGAAGAGUUGCAGGCAGCAAUUCAAGCUGCAAUUGCUCAUUGCAAGAAUUCCAUUGCCAGUGCCACAGAAGAGAAGAUCAAAUGCUAGGAUUAGAUAGGAGGGGGAAACGGGGGAAAUUGUUAUGUUUUACAUAUUAUUUGCAUAGAAGGUGGAUUU
Prunus avium (sweet cherry) is the source of this 1246-nucleotide messenger RNA. RefSeq names its product BRI1 kinase inhibitor 1. Gene Ontology annotation, cellular component: plasma membrane. Gene Ontology annotation, molecular function: kinase inhibitor activity. NCBI's taxonomy places the organism in Eukaryota, Viridiplantae, Streptophyta, Magnoliopsida, Rosales, Rosaceae. The record is from RefSeq and is a predicted model, not a curated record.